AUGGACCCUGAUUAUUUCAAAUCUUACGACAUGUGCUGGGGCACCCUUGGAACCGUGCGACCCUUCAACAAUUUCCACCCUGACAGAGACGUUCACGAGAUCCGGGCAGCGCUGGAGACCAAAGAUGCAGGGACCCUGGUGAGAAUCCUGACCAAUCGGAGCAACGCCCAGAGACAAGAGGUCGUCAAAACCUUUCGAGAGACGACACGGAAGGAGCUGGAUGCUGCUUUGAAGAAAGCUCUGUCUGGAGAGGUUGAGGUUCUGCUGCUGGACCUGCUGAUGCCACCUCUGCAGUAUGAGGCGCAUCGCCUGCAAAAGGCCAUGGAGGGUUUAGGCACAGAUGAGGAGACACUAUUGGAGAUCCUGUGCACACGAUCUGGAAAGCAGCUUCAGGAAAUCAGCGUGCAGUACAAAGAGAUGUACAAGAAGGACCUGGAGAAGGAACUGAAGGGAGAAACGAGUGGAGACUUUGCUAAGCUUGUAAUAGCUUUGCUUGAAAAAGAAGAUGUUCCCAGUAGUGUUCAAAGAGAUGUCCAGUCUCUGAUAGCAUCACUAAAUGGGAAAAAAGCCGAUGUGGAACCUUGGAUCAGCAUCCUGACGUCCAGAGACACAGACCAUCUCAACAAUGUGUUCAUGGGACUGGAGCUGGAGACCGGACAGACGGUGGAGGAGCUGGUAGAGAAGAGAUUCUCUGGAGAGGUGCAACAGGGUUUGAAGGUUUUAGUGGAGUGCAUUGAGAGCCCUUAUGCCUACCUCGCUGGGAGAAUAGCCACCAUGAAGCCGUCGAUAGUUCAGGGGCUCAUGGUGUCUCACUCUGAGGAAGAUCUGCUCUUUAUCCGAACCGCCUUCCUUAAAUUAACAGGCACUUCUCUCUACACUGCUCUACAGAAACAGUUCAAAGGAGAUCACCUACAGGCUCUGCUCGCCGUCUGCCGAUCUGAGGAUUAA
Messenger RNA from Limanda limanda (common dab), 948 nucleotides. RefSeq names its product annexin A14 (gene anxa14). The record is from RefSeq and is a predicted model, not a curated record. Bases 1 to 948 code for a protein of 315 amino acids. Gene Ontology annotation, molecular function: calcium-dependent phospholipid binding; calcium ion binding. NCBI's taxonomy places the organism in Eukaryota, Metazoa, Chordata, Actinopteri, Pleuronectiformes, Pleuronectidae. The transcript is spliced from 12 exons. Gene Ontology annotation, cellular component: cytoplasm.